Cercospora beticola is the source of this 1222-nucleotide messenger RNA. It is a transcript of the gene PNP1, whose product is annotated as purine-nucleoside phosphorylase. The record is from RefSeq and is a predicted model, not a curated record. Lineage: Eukaryota; Fungi; Ascomycota; Dothideomycetes; Mycosphaerellales; Mycosphaerellaceae. Gene Ontology annotation, molecular function: purine-nucleoside phosphorylase activity. Gene Ontology annotation, biological process: nucleoside metabolic process. Gene Ontology annotation, cellular component: cytoplasm.
CACACAGACAUAUCACCCUCCACUUCCCCUUCUCCCCUCCUCCCUCUCAAAUUCAUGGAAAUCCUCCACCACGUCGCUUCCCUCUACCACAGCGUCAGCCACAUCAAACACACGCUCGGCACAGCCCACGACGAAAUGUCCAGUUCCGCUUUCCACCGCGCCACAGAAACGGUCGAGUUUCUACGCCUCAAAUUGCCCGAGCAAUUGGCACGGCCGCGCGUCGCGAUUGUGUGUGGAAGUGGGCUAGGCGGGCUGGCGAAGACGGUGAAUCCUGGCACGACCGAGGUGUGGGAAUACAAGGAUGUGCCGAAUUUUCCGUUGAGUACAGUACCUGGCCAUGAAGGCAAGCUAGUAUUUGGAACUAUGGGACCCCAGGGUAAUGAGAUCCCAGUGGUACUACUCGUGGGAAGGGCACAUUUCUACGAAGGUCACUCCAUGGAAGAUGCAUCAUUCGCCACCCGCGUCUGCAAAGUUCUUGGUGUCGAAACCAUCAUCUUGACGAAUGCUGCGGGCGGGUUGAAUCCCGAGUACAGUGUCGGCGAUUUGGUCUUGCUGAACGACCACCUCAAUCUUGCAGGUCUAGUGGGCUUCCACCCGCUGCGAGGCGCCAACGAGGAAGAGUUCGGGGUUCGCUUUCCGCCCCUGAGUGAUGCAUACGACAUUCACCUACGCCAGCUUGCCCAUCGAAGCUGGAAUGACUUGCGUCAGGAAAGCCCCAGUCAACGCAGGAUGCACGAAGGUGUGUAUGCCUUUGUUGCAGGGCCGACGUACGAGACGCGAGCAGAGUGCAGGAUGUUGCGGAAUUUGGGUGCAGAUGUGGUCGGCAUGAGCACUGUUCCCGAGAUCGUCACCGCGAGACACUCCGGCCUGCGAGUGCUCGCUUUCAGUCUGGUGACGAACAAAUCGGUGCUGGAGCCGACAGUACGCGCAGACCAUCCAGAGCUGCAAGGGUUGAGCAGAGAAGAGCUCGAUCGGCACCUUGGUCAGGGUGCCGCCAACCAUGAGGAAGUGCUCGAGGCUGGCCGAGAAGCGGCUUUGGACAUGCAAAACCUCGUGCUGCGUAUUGUCACGCAGUUGUGAAGCUGCCAUGAGGGCAUUGUAGAUGAGCAUAGCGCCAGGCUUCUCUCGGCGUAGAGCGUGAACGCCAAGGAUAGACAGCACACAGUGGACAUUGCUGUCUCAUCCAGAACCUUUCUUGACGCCAGCCUUGCGCUUCUCUUUU